Molecule: messenger RNA, 3347 nt
Organism: Quercus robur (English oak)
Lineage: Eukaryota; Viridiplantae; Streptophyta; Magnoliopsida; Fagales; Fagaceae
Product: pentatricopeptide repeat-containing protein At2g17140
Exons: 3
Coding region: 125-2758 (877 amino acids)
Molecular function (GO): protein binding
Source: RefSeq, a predicted model, not a curated record
UCUUUCCCGCCCUCUUCAACAACUAAAUCAAACAAAAAUACAAAAGUCCGUUACUACUAUUUACACUAAACCAUUCCAACGUUAAAAGAAACAAAACAAAAGAGUGAGAGAGCGUUAACGUUAUAUGGAGCAAACAAGCUUUCAGCUCACCACCAAAGCUCUUUUCAAAAACACCAACAAUCCCAAACUAGCAUGGCAACUCUUCAAGCGAGUUCUCUCUUCACCUACUCAUCACUCUCACCUUCUUCGAUCAAUACCCAUCGUCGCUCGCAUCCUUAUCCACGCAAAAAUGCACAGCGAAAUCGACACUCUUCACCAACUCCUCCUUGUCUCGCAGCCCAUCGAAACCUCUCACCCUUGUCUCAUUUCCCUGGUGAGAGUCUUAGCCCAAUCGGGUCUCGUCGAUAAGGCCGUUUCCCAAUUCAAAUCGAUUAGAACCCGGGUCCCAGAAAAGCCUCCUUCGGUUUUUUUGUACAAUUUGCUUCUUGAGUCUGCUUUAAAGGAAAAGCGUGUAGAUUUUGUGAAUUGGUUGUAUAGGGAUAUGAUUGUUGCUGGAAUUAGCCCGGAAACUUAUACUUUUAAUGUUUUGAUGAGUGCAUUAUGUGAUUCGGGUCGUUUGGAAGAGGCCCGAGAGGUGUUUGAUAGAAUGUCUGAAAAGGGUUGUCAGCCAAAUGUGUUCAGUGUUGGUAUUUUGGUGCGUGGGUAUUGUAGAGCUGGGCUUGCUAAUGAAGGUUUGGAGUUCUUAAAUGAGAUGAGGGGUUGUAAUAUAUUUCCCAACAGGGUUGUGUACAAUACAUUGAUAUCUAGUUUUUGUAAAGAAGGUAGGACUGAUGAGGCUGAGAAAUUGGUAGAGAAAAUGAGAGAGGAUGGUUUGUCUCCGGAUGUUGUUACAUUCAAUUCUAGGAUAUCAGCUCUUUGUAGUGCAGGGAAAAUCCUAGAAGCUUCUAGGAUUUUUAGAGAUAUGCAAAUUGAUGAAGAACAAUUGGGGUUGCCUCAACCUAAUAUUGUAACAUAUAAUUUAAUGUUGGAGGGGUUUUGCAAGGAUGGGAUGCUGGAGGAUGCAAAGACCCUGUUUGAGUCUAUGCAAAAAGUUGGUGAUUUUAUAAAUUUGGAGAGUUAUAAUAUAUGGUUGCUGGGUUUGGUCAGGAAUGGGAAGCUCUUAGAGGCACGGUUGGUUCUAAAAGAGAUGGUGGACAAUGGCAUUAAACCCAGUGUAUACUCAUAUAACAUCUUGAUGGAUGGGCUAUGUAAAAAUGGGAUGCUUUCUGAUGCAAGAAUGGUAAUGGGACUAAUGAAAAGUAGUGGUAUUCCCCCAGAUACAGUAACUUAUAGUACUUUACUUCAUGGGUACUGCAGUAAGGGGAGGAUCUCUGAAGCCAAUAAUAUUCUGCAUGAAAUGAUGACUAGUAGUUGUUUACCAAAUACUCAUACUUGCAACAUCUUGCUGCACAGCUUAUGGAAAGAGGGGAGAACAUCAGAAGCAGAGGAAUUACUGCAAAGGAUGAAUGAGAGAAGUUAUGGUUUAGACACCGUGACAUGCAAUAUUGUGAUUGAUGGUCUGUGUAAUAAUGGGAAUUUGGACAAAGCAAUUGAAAUCGUGAAUGGGAUGUGGACUCAUGGAAGUGCGGCUCUUGGUAAUCUAGGGAACUCAUAUAUUGCCCUAGUUGAUGAGAGUAGUGAUGGGAAGAAAUGCACGCCUGAUUUAGUCACAUACUCAACAAUAAUUAAUGGGUUAUGCAAGGCUGGGAGGCUUGUCGAAGCCAAAAAGAAGUUCACUGAGAUGGUGAGGAAAAACUUGCUUCCUGAUUCUGUGAUUUAUGAUACUUUUAUACAUACUUUCUGUAAACAAGGAAAACUAUCAUCUGCAUUUCGAGUUUUGAAAGACAUGGAGAUAAGAGGUUGCAACAAGAGCCUUCAAACCUAUAACUCGUUGAUCCUGGGUUUAGGGAGUAAAAAUCAAAUAUUUGAAAUAUACGGGCUGAUGGAUGAGAUGAGAGAAAGAGGUGUUUCUCCUAAUGUUUGCACUUAUAAUAAUGUAAUCAAUUGUCUUUGUGAAGGAGGGAGAGUCAAAGAUGCUACUGCUCUUUUGGAUGAAAUGUUGCAGAAGGGCAUAUCCCCUAAUAUAUCUUCCUUCAGAAUAGUAAUUAAAGCUUUCUGCAAGGCUUGUGAUUUUGGACUAGCAAAGGAAAUAUUUGAGAUUGCUCUAAGUGUAUGCGGCCACAAGGAAGCUUUAUAUAGUUUCAUGUUCAAUGAGUUACUUGCUGGGAAUGAAGUCUCUGAGGCUAAAGAGCUAUUCCAAGCUGCAUUGGAUAGGAAUUUUGAUCUAGGGAACUUCCUGUAUAAAGAUCUUAUUGACAGACUCUGUAAGGAUAAAAAGUUAGAGGAUGCUAGUGGAAUUCUUCAUAAGAUGAUCAAUAUAGGAUAUGGAUUUGAUCCUGCAUCAUUCAUGCCAGUUAUUGAUGGCCUGGGUAAGCGGGGAAACAAGCAUGAGGCUGAUGAACUUGCGGAGAGGAUGAUGGAAAUGGCUUCAGAAGGUAGGGUGGAAAACAAGGUUUAUCAAGAUCAAAAGGAGAUAUUUAAGGGAAAACCAAAUAAGAAUGGCAAAAGUGACUGGCAGAACAUACUUCACAGAGAUGAUGGCAGUGGAAUUGCAUUGAAAGCUCUUAAGCGGGUACAGAGAGGCUUGGGUCAGGGUAGCAUAUCAAGUUUGCAGCCCCAUAAAAAUGAAUUUCUUGAUUACUGGGAUGGUGGCGGUUAACUUUAUCAAUUCUUUGGGGUGAAUGCUCAAGAUUUGUAAUAGAUUAUAGGAAUAGAAGAAUGCCAAAAUUGAAGCAGUUUGAUGAAUCAAGUGCCUCUUUUAGGUACUUCAGGAUUUUCACUUCCUGAUGUGCAUGGUUUGGCCUUGAACAGUUGUGCUCUUCUCAUUGAGGCACUUCCUUUGUUUGAUGAAUAUACAUUAGGUUAGCACAAAAUAAGCAUAUGGGACUAGCAGUUCAAAUGUGGUAUACUGUUCAUUAUGUCAAGCAAGCUGGAUUUCGAUACUAUUUGAAAAAAAAAAGAAAAAGAAAAAGAAAAAAAAAAGACCUUAAUGGCAGAAAGGCCAAUGCAUAUUAUUCAAUCAAGGAAAUAAGUAUGCGUACUUUUCUUCUGGUGGUGUAUAAUGUGCUUAGUCCACUAUAGUCUGUACAUAAUGAGUAACAGCAAGGAGAUCAAUAACAAGUUUCAUGUUUAUCUGAUUAUUUUAAUAUGUAUCAUCUAGUGCAGCUGACUGAUUAAUAGGAGAAAGGGAAUGUUUGUUGCCUUAAAGAACUUUAAUAUAAGGGUUACUGUUUGAGAGUUGCAAACUA